Messenger RNA from Alnus glutinosa, 1095 nucleotides. RefSeq names its product brassinosteroid-responsive RING protein 1-like. The coding region runs from base 140 to 652 and encodes 170 amino acids. Lineage: Eukaryota; Viridiplantae; Streptophyta; Magnoliopsida; Fagales; Betulaceae. Gene Ontology annotation, biological process: protein ubiquitination. Gene Ontology annotation, molecular function: ubiquitin protein ligase activity. The record is from RefSeq and is a predicted model, not a curated record. The transcript has a single exon.
CUGAAACAGAAGCUUCCAUGCUCUCUCUCUCUCUCUGUGUGAUAACUCUAUAAAACUCACUCUCGCUGAAGCCAAUUAGCCAAAACUAGACUAUCUUUCCUAUUGAAAUACCCACUUUUCUUUUUUCUAUCGGAGCUCCAUGGGAUUCCCAUUCGGGUACAGCGAGGUUUUCUUCCCAAACCUCAUUCUCCACGCACUUUCCCUUCUGGGUUUCAUCCGAAACCUCAUUUUCUCGCUCUUUCGCUUCCUGGGUAUCUCAGAUUUUCUCGAAACGGAUACGAUUUGGCCAGAUGAUCCGACCCGGAUACCCGAACAGAAGCCCGUAUCCGCGCUCCUGAUCCAGGAAUUCCUGCCCGUGAUGAAUUUCCAGGACAUCGUAGCAGUUUCCGGAGCAGGAGACCCGCCUGAAAGCUGUGCGGUCUGUCUGUAUGAGUUUGAGGGAGGGGAUGAGAUCAGGUGGUUGAGGAAUUGUAAGCACAUUUUCCACCGGACUUGUCUAGACCGCUGGAUGGACCAUGAUCAGAAAACGUGUCCUCUGUGUAGGACCCAGUUUGUGCCUGGGGAGAUGAAGUGCGAACUCGAUCAACGGCUCUGGGCUGCUUCUGGUGUACCUGAUUUUUACAGCGAGUACAGUGAGUACAGUUCGGUUUGAGGGUUUUUGUUUAUUGGGGGUUUUGUAUGGUGGGGUUAUCGAACAUUAAUUUGAAAUGUAUAUAAUUAAGGAAGAAAAUGCUUCGAAAGAAUAAAAUAGAAAAAUAAAAAAAAUAAAAAAUAAGAGAAAAUUUUGGAAUUUUUUCUUCUUCUUAAUUGUGAGUUUGGUCACGGUUCUUGAUUAGAUUUUACCAUGAAACAUAUGGUCUACUAUUUUGGGAAAUUAUUUUUUCUUUUUCAUUUUUUAGCCUUUUUUUUAUUUUUUUUAUUUUAGUUUUUAGUUUUUUGUUAUAAUUUUAAGAAUUGUUUUUUUGGUGGGUUUUUUUUGUUGAAGUUGUCGCUAAGGUGGUAAGAAAAUUUGGGCAGCUUAUAUAAUAUUUGGGUCUCAUAAAAAUUAUUCUGUUAUAUAGUAUUCUUGUUUUAUAUAUAAUCAAUUGUGAAAAA